Messenger RNA from Leptosia nina, 2667 nucleotides. NCBI's taxonomy places the organism in Eukaryota, Metazoa, Arthropoda, Insecta, Lepidoptera, Pieridae. The record is from the annotation of a GenBank genome assembly.
AUGACGCGAGUAACAUAUUUAGUAUGGAGUGUUUUAGUUUUAACAGUAAUAAUAAACGGUAUAUCAGGCCAGGAAUACAAAAUCGAAUUGAGUUCGUCUCAUGUGACAUGGAGAGUGGAAAAUAAAAAUAAAUCUAUAUCGGUGGCGGCCACAGUUCCGGGUGGAAUUUAUACAGAUUUGCAGAAUGCGGGUAUUAUCGGAAAUGUCCUUGAUGGAUUCAAUGAUGUGUUGGCACGGUGGGUCGCUUACGACUCUUGGACUUAUGAAACUAAAUUUCAAGUAAGACCAGAAUAUUUGGAGCAUGCAGCCUCCAUUUUGGUACUCGAAGGUGUGGAUACGGUCGCCUUCUUAGAAAUGAACGGCAGACCGUUUGGCCUCACAAAUAAUAUGUUCGUUAGAUAUGUUUUCGACAUCAAACAAUAUCUGAAGGCUGGUGAAAACGAAUUGGGGGUAAGAUUCAUGUCGCCAUUAGAAGCAGCAAAUGCACGAUCUGAGAAACACUUCACAGCCCCACAGUGUGUACCACAAGAAUAUCAUGGGGAAUGUCACGCAAAUCAGUUGAGGAAGAUGCAAGCGUCCUUUAGCUGGGAUUGGGGGCCUGCUUUUCCCUCUGUGGGUUUAUGGAAAAACGUUUCCAUUGAAUUUUACAAUGGCGCCAUAAUACGAACAGUCACAACUCACAUAAACAGAGAUAAAUUCCACUGGUAUCUAAAAAUUGUUGCUCAUUUAGAGAGUGGUGUAAAGAAGCAGAAAGUGAAAGGUUAUUUGAGUGCCAAAUUGUCUGUGAAUGCACAUCAGUCUUUAACGAUAGGAAAACAUAUAGAAUUGUGGACAAGAGACGAUGGUAAAAUUGAAGCUGAACUUAAUAUGACUAUACAUGCGAAUGUAAUAUCUCUGUGGUGGCCUAAUGGUUAUGGCGAGCAACCUCUAUAUGACCUUGAGGUAGGACUCAUGAAUGAAGGCGAAAGUCAUGUUUCGCGUAAGCAAGUGAGGAUUGGUUUCCGAACUAUAGAACUGGUUGAGGAUGAUGCUUCUACCGCGUUAGGUAACACUACUGGUGGGCAGGGACUGACUUUCUACUUCAAAGUGAAUGGAUAUCCCCUGUUCAUGAAAGGAUCCAACUGGAUACCAAGUAACAUUCUACCGGAGUUAGGAGCUGAUAAAGAAAUAGUUGACCAUCUUCUAAUGUCUGCUCGAGAUACACAUAUGGCCAUGCUACGCGUCUGGGGAGGCGGCGUUUACGAGUCCGAUUACUUCUACCAGAAAUGCGAUGAGCUGGGAAUACUGAUAUGGCAGGAUUUCCUCUUCGCGUGUGCCAUGUAUCCGACAGAUGCUGAGUUCUUGGAAACUGUUCAAGUGGAAAUCGAACAAAACGUAAACCGCCUACAGCAUCAUGCAUCUAUCGCUGUUUGGGCUGGCAACAACGAAAACGAAGUGGCUAUACGAGGAAAUUGGUACAACACACAACCAGAAUUCGAUAGAUAUAAGAGCGAAUACAUAAAACUCUAUGUAGAUGUUAUAAAACCGAUAGUGGAGAGGUUGGAUCCAGGUCGCCGUUACUUAGUAUCCAGUCCUUCAAAUGGCAGAAAGUCUGAAGAAGAUGGCUACAUAGCUCUUAAUCCAUACGAUGCCCACUACGGCGAUACUCAUUACUAUAAUUACAUAGCAGACAACUGGGAUUUUAACAUCUACCCUCAAACAAGAUUCGCUUCAGAAUAUGGUUUUCAAUCAUUCCCAUCGCUAAAAACGAUGCGUUCAGCAACAAACAAAUCAGCUGAUUUUAGUUUGGAUAGCGAUUAUUCAAAACACAGACAGCACAGCCCCAACGGAAAUAACAAUAUUGAAGUGCAGAUAACGAGACACCUGCGACUAGAUAAGAAUGAUACGGAUUAUUUUAGGAAAUUCGUCUUCUUUAGCCAGAUCAGUCAAGCAAUGUCUAUAAAAGCCGAGACAGAGUUCUAUCGGCAGAGCCAAGCAGAUUGGUUCACAAUGGGUGCUUUAUAUUGGCAGUUGAAUGAUGUGUGGCAGGCGCCCUCUUGGGCAGGAAUCGAAUAUGGUGGUAAAUGGAAAAUGUUACAUUAUUUCGCACGACGUUUCUUUGCGCCCGUUCUAGUAUCGCCACGCCUUACAUUAACAGGAGAUGUUGAUGUUUAUCUGAUAAAUGACCGAUUUGUACCGAUAAUAGACGCUGAAAUAAUUGUAGACGUGUUUAAUUGGAGUAGUUUAACGCCGAUUCUAACACAAUCAUAUCCAGCCAACACCGAAGCUCUAUCUAGCACGAAACAAGCGAGUUUGGACAUAUGGAAGAAGGAAAAUAAAGAGGAGAUUCUCUUGAAAUUUUCACUUAAAUGUAUGGGCGUUGAAUCUCCGCCGAAUUAUAUUUUCCCGGUACCGUUAAAAACUGUGAAAGGAUUGAGUACGCCUAAUAUUCGGGUAAAACUAAGAAGGCUGGACGUUUCAUCGGAAGAUGAAAAUCGCUUCGUAGUGACCAUUAAAACAGAUGCUAUAGUAUUGUUCUUCUGGUUGGAAUCUGAGGUAGACGGUCACUUCAGUGACAAUGGGCUCAUCCUGACUGAAGGAGAAACACAGCUUUACUUUACAACUAAAGUUUCUACAAACAAGAAAACUAUACAGCGCGGAAUAUCGUAUUCUUAUUAUAUGCAUUGA